This is a messenger RNA of Durio zibethinus, 638 nucleotides long. RefSeq lists its product as uncharacterized. Gene Ontology annotation, cellular component: respiratory chain complex I. The record is from RefSeq and is a predicted model, not a curated record. NCBI's taxonomy places the organism in Eukaryota, Viridiplantae, Streptophyta, Magnoliopsida, Malvales, Malvaceae.
UAUGAAAGUACUUUUGGAAAAAAAAAUUGAGUUGUAAAGAGAAAUUUUUGUAUUGCAUAUAAAGAUCCCCUUUUAUCAAUCAAGCGGCUGAGACUAGAAUCUCGACUCUGCAACCUCAAAGUCGGAGAAGAAGAAAAGAGAAAAAUGGUGAAAGUGGCCACUUACUUCGCAAUGACACUGGGCGCCUUUGUUUUCUGGCAAACCAUGGAUAAAGUCCACGUCUGGAUCGCCCUCCACCAAGACGAGAAGAAAGAGAGAUUGGAGAGAGAAGCGGAGAUCAGGAGAAUGAGGGAAGAGCUGCUUCAGCAAGCCAAACAGAAUGAUCGUCUUGCGUAAAUUCUGCGUUCAAGUCCUUUUCUUGUUGCUGCUGUCUCUUUUUUUUUUUUUUCAUGGACUUUGUUUUAAUUUAGACUUCAUGGAAUCAUGGUCGAAAACCAUAAUAUUGGCUUUGAUUAGCUGGAUAAACCCGUGCUAUCAUGUCAUGGACGAAUUGUUGUUUCCUUCUGCUUUAUAAAACCCUAUCUCCAUCUAUUUGAAAUUGACGGAAUUUUCUGUUUAUGUUAUGUGUGCUUCUUUCUCAUUUUCAUUUGUCAUGAUGAAGACAAAUGUUUGGAAUUUAUGAAUUGCAUUAUGUCGAU